This is a messenger RNA of Daphnia pulicaria, 1179 nucleotides long. RefSeq names its product probable methylthioribulose-1-phosphate dehydratase. The coding region runs from base 103 to 840 and encodes 245 amino acids. Gene Ontology annotation, cellular component: cytoplasm. The record is from RefSeq and is a predicted model, not a curated record. NCBI's taxonomy places the organism in Eukaryota, Metazoa, Arthropoda, Branchiopoda, Diplostraca, Daphniidae. Gene Ontology annotation, molecular function: methylthioribulose 1-phosphate dehydratase activity; metal ion binding. The transcript has 7 exons.
UGUGUGUUGAUUGAUAAACAAAGACGACUGUCGUAACUCUUCGACCCAAACCGAUAAUAAAUGUAACACAUUUCCACAUUAAUCUGUUUUGGACACCGUAGAAUGGACGUUUGUCCUGCAAACUGCUCAACGUCAAAUGCGGCAGAUAAGCCCGCUUGGAAAGAAGAAGCUGAACACGAGUGGGAUGAGUUACAUCCACGUAAAUUAAUUCCUGAAAUUUGUAAUCUGUUAUAUCAUUUGGGAUGGGUUACUGGGACAGGAGGAGGCAUGAGCAUCAAACGAGGAGAUGCAAUUUACAUUGCUCCUUCUGGUGUGCAAAAAGAAAGAAUUAAGCCAGAAGAUCUUUUUGUUCAAGACAUACAUGGACAUGAUCUGAAAUUACCUCCUUCAUCAAAAGGCCUAAAGAAAAGCCAAUGCACCCCAUUAUUCAUGUGUGCAUACACAGAGAGAAGUGCUGGUGCUGUGAUUCAUACUCAUUCAAAAAAUGCAGUUCUGGUCACUUUGCUUUGUGAUAAAGAAUUUAAAAUCUCUCAACAAGAAAUGAUAAAAGGCAUAUGGAAUUCAGGAUUAGGACGGUACAAUAAGUUCAAUGAAGAAAUUGUUGUCCCAAUAAUUGAGAACACUUGCUGGGAGUCAGAAUUGGAAGGUUCACUACGAGUGGCCAUGCACAAAUAUCCAAAUACCAGUGCAAUAUUAGUUCGCCGCCACGGGAUUUAUGUGUGGGGAUCUACGUGGGAGCAAACAAAAGCAAUGUGUGAAUGUUAUGAUUAUCUGAUGGAAUUGGCGGUGAAUAUGAAACAACUUAAUAUUCCCUGGCAUGCAGUUGAAUGGCGUCCUUAAACAAUAACGUUUCUCAACAGCAUUGACUGAAUAUUAUCAGAAGAUGAAAAUAUAAACUAAUCUACAAAAAAAAAGAUCUAUUCAAGUCCAAGGGUCCACGAAAUGCCUUGUACAAGUAAAAGAAUAAGGGGCUGCCAUGCUACAAGCCAUCGGAUCCAGUCCAAAAGUUGGCCAUACAAAACGUGUGGACGUUCCCACCUAAGAAAGAUAAUUCGUUAAUGGUUUCAAUUUUGUUUCGAAAUAACAGCAACAAUUUAUACGGAUUGCAAAACAUUUUCUUCAAAUCAACUUUUUCACGGCAGUAAGGGCAAGUUUGUUUCUUGCCGACUAUGCACCAAC